AUGUCGCCUGUCAAGCGCAAAGCCACUGUAACUUCAAGAGACUCUAAACGUCCCAAGAACGGGGACGUGCAGAAGGAAGCUGUAGCUGUCGCAAAGACUCUGUUUGGUAUCACGGAUAUUGUGUCCCAGCUAUUUUCGUUCUUGGAUACGAGAUCCUUGCUCAAGUUUUCCUGUUUGAACAAAGAGUUCAUGUCAUUGCUCACGUAUCACCAUGUUGUCCGGGCUGCAAUGAUGCAAGGAGGUUUCGGGGCGCAGUCUCUUGAACGUUUGGUUCGGAUACUGGAGUGUUUUGACAUUUGGGUGCCUUCGCCUACCAGGCUGCUCCGUAUUGUUUGUGGAAAGCGUUGCGAGAAGUGCUUUGACUCAACUCGCUAUGUAUCUGCAUCGUUUGGCGUCUUUCUUUGCGACAACUGUAUUGUGACUUGCACGACGCCUGUGGAUCAUGGAAACAAGACCAUUGUAGCACAUAAAAAAGCCCCAUUUGUGUGCUAUGGCCCGCGAAAAGGUCCAUGGGCAAGAAAGAAGUAUUUCAUCAAGAGUCCCAUGAUGGACCGGAGUGGAGAAGAGGUUGGGCCGCUGAUCACCUUUCAAAACAUUGCGGAAAUGAUCGCUGACAACACGCCAGGACUUACUCCAGAGGAGAAAGUCAUCGACCACAUGGUUGAAUGCCUACAUCGUCGGCCUGAUAUGAUGGAUGGAGAGAAGGCAAUUUUAUCAGCAGUCAAAGAAAACAAAGAAGAGGCCGAAGCACGAAAGGCUGCUGCCCGCGAAAGCAAAGCGAACGGACAGAAGCGAUUCGGGGAGGUACGCAAGCAACGAGUAGAUAAGCUGCUCGAUCAUCUGCAUGGUCUUGUGGGAGAUGAAGUUGCGUGGAAGUCCAAACUGGAUGAGAGAACGCAUCUUCUGAAAGCUCCCAGCAAGGUAACCAGAAAGCGCCUCCGUGAAAUUCCCGGAGAGAUCCAAAAUGCAUUCGAUAACCGAGCAUUGAUGGACCACUAUAUUCAAAGAAUGGUGAAUUUUGCAGAUCAUCCAGAGGCAAGACGCGUCCUCGAUCACGAUUGGAUUUUGGACCAGUUUUGGUACAGGUUUCGCAGACUCCACGUCCACCAUGUCCUUGGCGAACCAUUGAAGAAUCCACGUGCAUUGAAUGAAGAAGACCUGGUAAGGCUCUGCGUUGAAGUCAAGAAAUUGGUCCACAGAAGAGAGGCAUGCGACGUGGUUUUGGAAAAGCUUGUCGCGAAACUCGAUGGGGUUCCGUUCAAGGAGGAGCUUGAGCAGAAUUCUUGGGGGGCCAACAAGUGGGCUUAUUCUUUCAAUAAGGCAUACAUUCACUGUAUUUUGGCAGAACCCCUUCUUGACCCCGCUUUGAUUACCAAUGAAAAGCUGGAUGAGCUGGCAGAAAAAGUCCGAUCCCUUCUGGAACGGAAACAUGAGGUUCAUCGCAAGGUGGAGCUUUUGGUGCAACCUACCAGAAAGUAUGUGGAAUGGACGCAUCAUCUCGAUGGUUGGCGCUGGAACAGGGUUAACAACGAAGUUUUCUUUUCUCUUCAGGGUGUGAGCAACGAAAAAGCUCGUCUACUAUUGGAAAAAAAAUCGCUGAUCUUCUAA
Molecule: messenger RNA, 1608 nt
Organism: Cylindrotheca closterium
Lineage: Eukaryota; Bacillariophyta; Bacillariophyceae; Bacillariales; Bacillariaceae
Source: the annotation of a GenBank genome assembly